AUGGUCUCGCCACGAAACGUAGUCGAUCUUCCAUUCCCAGAUUCUAUUUACACAUCUCAUUACUCCUUGUCGUUUCUCCUCAUCCCUCCACACCCGUCUCUGUCGAUGGAUGUUUUACCUGUCCUCCGUCUGCCUCAAUUGGUUCUGUGCGAGGUUAUCAAAUCAUUGAAUAUCGAGAGAAGAUCAAAGGAUGAAAAAUUGUUGUGGAAACGAAUAAUCAGUAAUUUUUGGCAGGUCGAGGAUCUUAGAAUCUUUUCCGUUGCUAAUUCUGGUUUCAUCCCAGUUUUCACUUCAUGGCCGCAGAAGAUUAAUAUCAGAAAUUCCUAUUGGUUCACUUUGGAAACAAUUUUGGCGUGCACUUCCACUACAAUUUUACUCGGAAGGUCUCGCUUGGAAAACAAGGAUUUGGAUGUGAUACUUAGGAAGUGGAAGGCUGGAGGGUUUUUGACUCUAAAACGUCUCACGAUUGAUAGUCGAAACUUCACAGGAGAUGGAGAACAGAUUUAG
Messenger RNA from Caenorhabditis remanei, 507 nucleotides. RefSeq lists its product as uncharacterized. The transcript has 2 exons. NCBI's taxonomy places the organism in Eukaryota, Metazoa, Nematoda, Chromadorea, Rhabditida, Rhabditidae. The coding region runs from base 1 to 507 and encodes 168 amino acids. The record is from RefSeq and is a predicted model, not a curated record.